Aphidius gifuensis is the source of this 4316-nucleotide messenger RNA. Its product is annotated as exportin-4-like. Gene Ontology annotation, molecular function: nuclear export signal receptor activity; small GTPase binding. NCBI's taxonomy places the organism in Eukaryota, Metazoa, Arthropoda, Insecta, Hymenoptera, Braconidae. Gene Ontology annotation, cellular component: nuclear pore; cytoplasm. The transcript is spliced from 3 exons. Gene Ontology annotation, biological process: protein export from nucleus. The record is from RefSeq and is a predicted model, not a curated record. The coding region runs from base 195 to 3623 and encodes 1142 amino acids.
CCCCUUGUGUCAUUCCUUGUUUGUUAAAAAAAAAAAAAAUUUUCUCAAAAAAAUAGGGGAUAGUAAUCCUAACCUAUCUUUUUGUUACUAAAUUUUGUUUUACAUUUCGGCGCACGUAAAUUAUCAUAUAAAUAUUAUCGCACAAUUUGCAAAUAAAUAAUAAAAAUUAACAAAAUAAUAUUUGUUAUUCUACUAUGGCAUCUGAUCAAAUAAUUCGUGAAUUGGAAGCAGCAGCACAAAUACUCCUAGCACCACCCAAUGUUAUUACACCUCAACAACGUCAAUCAGCUGAAGAAAUAUUUUUAAAUUUUCGUAAAUCAAAAGCACCAUAUCAACUAUGUCGUGAUAUACUAGAAACAAGUUCAGUUGACUAUGUUCUAUUUGAAUCAGCUGGUUUAAUAAAAUUAGCUCUUGUGAGAGAAUGGAAUUUGCUACCUAAAAAUGACAUUGCAUCCUUGAGACAAUAUUUAUUGCAUUAUAUUAUAAGUAAAACAACACUUGCACAAUUUGUUAAAAAACGUAUACUUCAAGUUAUUGCUAUAAUGGUUAAACGUGGUAGUAUUGAAGAUGUUGGUGAAGAACGUGCUGCAAUAAUAAACGAAGUUGAAAAUUUAAUAUUAAGUGGUGAUAUACAAAGACAGCUACUUGGUUGUAGUAUGAUAACAGCAUUAAUGCAAGAAUAUGCAACAACAGUUAAAUCAUCAGAUGUUGGUUUAACAUGGGAAGUACAUUUUAAAGCUAAAAAACAAUUUGAAGUUACUGAUUUAAAACGUAUAUUUAAAUUUAGUGUUACUGCAUUAUCUGAAUUGACUAAAAAUGAUAUAUCAGAUACAAAUUUAACACUUGUUAAAAAUUUAUUAUCAAUAACUGAGGGUGUUAUGGUAUGGGGUUUUAUAUAUGCUAAUUUACCAAAACGUUUAAUUGGUGUAUUUGAAGCUGUUUAUGAAUCAGAUAAUAGUCCAUCAUUACGUCUUGUACCAUUAUGGCGUGAUGUUAUACUUGAUCCAAUGAUAUUACAAGUAUUUUUUGAUAUUUAUUGGAAAGUUAGAUCAAAUCCACAAUUAGCACAUCAUGCUAGAAAUUGUCUUGUACAAUUAGCUAGUUUAAAUGGUACUGUAUUAUCAUCACCAUCAAUAAGUGUUACAUAUUUAACUAAUUAUUUACAGGGUUUUUUAAAACUUGUUACAAAUAUUAAUAUUAUUGAUCAAGAAGCCAUUGGUAUGGCAAAUAUUAUUAGAAAAUUAAUAACAUUUUUUGGUACUAAUUUAUCAUCAAUACCAAGUGAUUUAUUACAACUAUUUAUGGAACAAACAACAAGAUUAACAUGUAUAUUUGCUGAAGGUGCUGCACAAGAAGAAUCAAUAUGUGCUGAAGAUUGUUUAUACAUGGAAGCAUUUGAAAAAAUGUUAGAUACAUGGUCAUCAAUAUUAUCUGAAUCACAUUAUUUUCCAAUAGAAUAUUGUCAACAAGCAUCUGUACAAAUAUUUAAUAUAUAUGUUAAAUGUCAUUUAUCAUCACCUGAUGGUACACGUAUUACAAAUGACAAUAAUAUUAAUGAUGAAGUUGAUGAAACAGAAGAAGAUGAUAAAACAAAAUUUAAAGAACAACUACAAACAAUGGGUGUUAUUGGUAGACAAACACCAGCUCAUUCGUUAGCUGUGUUAUCACAUUUACUUGAAAAUAAAACAAAUAAAUUAAGACAAGAAUUAAGUAAAUAUGUUGGACAACAGCAGCAACAAAAGCUAUCAUCAUUAAAUGAUGAUAAUAUUAUUAAAGAAUUAUAUGAAGAUUUACAUUGGCUUGUGUUGUUAUCUGGUCAUGUAUUAUGUAUGGAAUCAGAUGGUGAAUAUGCAUUAAUACCAUCUGAAAUAAUGAAACACAGUAUGCAACAAAUACAACAAGGACAAGUUAAUGUUAAUACAACAUUACAAUUAUUAGCAUCACCUGGUAGUAAUAUUAAUGAUAUUAUUGGUGCUGAUGAAACAUCAGAUAAUGUUAUACGUUUAAUAUCAGCAAUAUUUCGUAUUUGUGAAAUUGAAAAAACAGCAAUAUUAUCAAAUAUAUCAGAUAAAUUAAGUCCAGAAUUAAGUGGUACAAUUGUAUGGUUUUUAUAUAAAUUUUCAUUGAGUUAUUUAUUACCAAUUGAGACAUAUUAUACUGAGUUAAGUACAACAUUUUUACAAGCAUUUGGUGAUGAUACACCUGGUGCAUUAUGGACAACAAAUUUUUUACUUGAAAAAGUUGAAUUAAAUAUAAAUACAUUUAGAGGUGAAGAAUCAUUAAUUAAAGAUACAAUACAGUUGUUAUUAUCACUUGUUGAAACACCAUCAAAAGCAUCACAUUUUUUAAAAUCCGAUAGAUUAUAUAAUAUUAUUGAAUUAUCAACAAAAUUUGAAUAUCAAUUUUGUCAAACAGCUAAAAGAGGUUUAAUACGUUCAGUUGUACAAGCUGGUACUGCAUUACAAAAUGACAAUAGAGCUGAACAAUAUUGGUCAAAUAUAUUACAACCAAUACAAAAUAGAUUUAAACAAAUAAUAACAAAUACAAAUUUUUCACGUUUAUAUCAUCAAGAAGAUAUUAGAAUACAAAUAACACAAAUUAUUGAAACACUUAUUGGUGUACCACAAGGUGUACAAGCAUCAACUGUUAAAUCAGUAUUUAAUUAUAUAUCACCAAUAUUAUCUGAGCUAUCAAAUAUACUUGGUUUAUAUCAUAAUUAUCAAGACAUAGUACAACUUGUAUUGGAAUUUUUUUGUGAAUGUACACGUAGAAUGUUGUGUUAUUUACCAGAAAAUGAAAGUAUUAUUGUUUAUCAAUCAUGUUUACAUACAAUACAAACAUAUUCACGUUGUAAUACAAAUAGACUUACAAUUGAUAUUACUAAAGAACAAGAUACAUUUCAAGAUAUAUUAUUAUUAAUGCAAUUAUUGACAAAUUUAUUGAGUAAAGAUAUUCUAGAUUUAAGUUUAACUGAAGCUGGUGCAUCUGAUCAACAACAACAGCAAUCACAACAACAGCCAAUAACACCAGCUGAUGUAUUUUUGUAUGGACUUAAUAUUGUCAUGCCAAUGAUGACUGUUGAGCUGCUUAAAUUUCCAGCACUUUGUCAUCAAUAUUUUAAAAUGAUAACAUUUGUUUGUGAAAUUUAUCCAAAAAAAGUAUGUGAUUUACCACCGGAAUUGCUGAGACAACUAAUGGCAUCUGUUGAACUUGGUUUGUUUUCAUUUGGACAUGAAAUAACAGUAUUUUGUUGUGAUAUUUUGUAUGUUGUUGCAAGACAUAUUUACUCUGAAACAGCUGAACCAAAAAAUCAAUUACUUGCACCAUUUAUGAAUUUGCUGAUGAAUCUUAUUCUUUCACAUCAAAUUAAUUCUGAAUUAGUGUCCAAUGCAAGUAUACCAUUGUACUAUUUAAUAUGCUGUUAUCAAUCGCAAUAUCAAGAACUUGUACGAAAUUUUUUGGCUGGACAACCAGAUCCAGAUAUUGCACAACGACUUGCAACAGCUUUUAAUGAUUUAACUGCUGAUGUUGAAUUAAAUGGUGGUCGUACACAUAAACUUAAAUUUCGCGAUAAUUUUGAUAAAUUUGUUGUUAGUGUUCAAGGCUUUAUGAUGGUUAAAUAGACUUGAAAUAAUAUUUUAAUUUUUAAAUCAACAAAAUAAGAAAGUAAUCAUUUUUUUCUUUUUUUUUAGUUUUUUUCUUUUUUCAUUAUGUGGUUUUCAUUAUUUUUCCUUUGUUUUUUUCUGUAUAAUUUUUAAUGAUAAAUAAUUUUGUUCAUUCAUCUAUUUGUUAAUAUAUAGAUAUAUUUUCUUUUUUUUUUUAGUUUAAAGAAAAAGUCAAAAAAUAUCAUCGUGUUAUUUUAAUUUUUAAUUUUAUCAAGUUGAUAAAUGGUUGAUAGUAAUUUUCAAUUUCGAUUUUUCAUUUGUACAUAAAUUCUCUAUUUUAUAAUUAAUUAUAAAAUAUUAUUAAUAAUAUAAGAUUAAAUAUUAUCUUACACUGAAUGAAAAAAGAAAAAAAAAAAAAUAUAAUUUUUAAUAAUUGAUUAUAAUAAAUUGACGUGUUUGUGGUUUUAUUUUUUGACAAAUAACAAAAGUUUAAAUAAAUUAUAAACAAAAUAAUGUAACUGAUAUUAUUUAUUGAAAAAUAAAAUCCGGCCAAAUUUAUUUGAAAGUUUCUUCCAUAAUAUAAAUAUUAACGUGUUUAUAGUUUUUCUUUUUUUAUUAAUAAAUUUGACACUGUGUAGAACAAAAUAAAAAAUAAUAAUAAAUGUAAUAAAUUAAAUGAUAUUUAAAUAAUAAAUAAUUGUCUACUUUAAA